AUGUCAACAGAGUUCAACGAUUCUAAGAAGCAACCCUUUAUUAGGAGUUGGAGUCGUAUGUCACCUGAUGAUCAAAGGGAUGCAGUAGUACUCAAUGAACAGUAUCAGACAAUCAAACAAGAUAAGCCCAAGAUAGACUUCUUUGUUGUGGCUCAAGAGUUGCUGACUUUUGAGUUUGAACGCAUGGAGAAGUUGAUCAAACUUAUCUCUGUACCAAGGUUCUAUAAUAAUACUGUUGGAGCUAUUAAGGUAUUGCGUGGAGUCCUGUGCUGUACCAAAUCCUUUUGUCAACAGUAUAUAAAGUUCAAGGAUAUCUACUGCAGGGAUGUUGGCGACAUUGAUAUUGUAGCCUUUGCCUGGGAGCUUGAAGCCAUCCAAGCAACCAUGUGUCUACUGUACGACGAUAUCAGUGGCCAUGUCAACAACUUGGUACUGGAAGUCGACCGCACCAAAGUCAACCUGGCGGACAAAGUCGACAAGAUGAAGAAGCAGGAACAUUCUGGUGCGGCGUCGUUAGUGGGCGGCGUCGUCACAAUGCUUGGAGGCCUCGCACUGUCCUCGCUCACUGGCGGAACGAGUGUGAGAUUCGCCGUACCAACAACGAUAGGCGCAAUCUUCUCGGGCACGACCAAUUUAGUCGAGUCGGCGCUGGAGCAAAGAGACAUCAAGAUGCUCUAUGACGGCCUGGAAGAAAGCAUCGAGCAGUCAUUCAUGUACAAAGAGCGACUGACCAAGUUCAAGUAUGACAUUGGGCUCAAGGAGCAGUUCAUGUGCGCGCUGAGCAGCGUCGAGCAGAAUGGCUACAGGUGCUGCAUAUGCUUUGGCGGGCUGGUCGACCCCCACUUCACAAUGGACGGUCAGACUGCCACCUACUACUGCUACGACUGUCUCUACGGCUGGCUGGAGAUGAACAAGACCAAUCCAAGGACGCGUCAGCCAAUGACCAUGGAGGACGUGUACAAAUGCAAGCCCAAUCUGGUUGAGAAGAUCAAGCAGUACAAAGUGAUCAAGAAGAACAUGAAGGUGUCCGAUUGUUGGAAUGGCAAUGAUCUUGAGAAGGGAUGGGCACUCCAACCA
Acytostelium subglobosum LB1 is the source of this 1077-nucleotide messenger RNA. RefSeq lists its product as hypothetical. The record is from RefSeq and is a predicted model, not a curated record. NCBI's taxonomy places the organism in Eukaryota, Evosea, Eumycetozoa, Acytosteliales, Acytosteliaceae. The annotation marks the transcript as partial. The transcript has 2 exons.